This is a messenger RNA of Saccharomycopsis crataegensis, 1410 nucleotides long. RefSeq names its product mRNA-binding phosphate metabolism regulator (gene PHO92). Bases 1 to 1410 code for a protein of 469 amino acids. The record is from RefSeq and is a predicted model, not a curated record. The transcript has a single exon. Gene Ontology annotation, molecular function: RNA binding. NCBI's taxonomy places the organism in Eukaryota, Fungi, Ascomycota, Saccharomycetes, Ascoideales, Saccharomycopsidaceae.
AUGACUGCCCCAGAUAACACCAACCCUCUCUUAAUUUAUAACUCCUUUAUGUCGAUCACCCAGAAUAAUAACUACAAUAAUGAGCAAAAAAACUCCGCUCCCAUCAACCUGACUCUCAAAAGGGCCGUGGAGAGACAACCUUUGUUCCAAUUAUUGACCUUGAACCAAAAGACCAAUGACUUAAUCAAGAAUAAAACAAACUUUCUCACCAACUCUGCUCUAUCGUUGACUACCAAAAAAGGAAAUACCGUUAACACCACCAGGCAACAACACAAAUCCCUCAAUGCUUUCACAGGAACUGGAAGUCCAAAAUAUGAUCGAUCUCAAACGACGCCUAUUCCUGAAUCCCAUGAAUCACUAUCACAAUCUAAUUAUCUUUCCAUUGGUCGAAAUUCUUUAGAUGGUUACAAUACAAACAAUAAUGCCGUUCAUCCUCAAGAUCAGCAGAUGCAGUCUCCUGUUUUCAAUAGUACUGUAACCCGCAGAAAUUCCGAAGACAUCUACCUCACCAAGCUAGACACCAAUAUAAGCCAUAAUCCCAAGAAAAGACACGAAUUUCCAACCUCACCGGUAGAGUUUGCCAAUUCUAUCUGGUCUCCAAAUGCCACUACAUCUCCAACAGGAGCUAGUUUUGCCGGUUUAAGCUCGUCAAGUACCCCACACAUUAACAGUAGUUUCCAUGAGACAAGAUUAUUAGGUGAUUCAGACUAUACCGAUUGUGGAGGAGUUAAUAGAUUCGGAAAUGAGUCAAGCAGAUACUCUGUUAAUCAAUAUGAGCUACCAUCAUCGACUAGUUCGUAUGCUCCUUCUAGUCAAGAAUCCACUUUUGAUCAACAUAGUUUCACCUCAACAUACAGUCCUAUCAGUACUAGCUUCGAGUUUGCUAGACAAGAAAAUACUCACAAUUAUUCGUUCAAGCAGACAACCAGCGAUGAGUAUUCUCACCAACCUGGAAUAAUCUCCCCUCCAAACUUCAAUCUUCAUGAAUCUUCUCGCUUUUUCAACAUCAAAUUGUCCUCAGUAACUGAGCUCCAAAAUGCAUUCUAUUCAAAAUUUUGGUCAUCCAAUAAUCAAUUCAUAAAUAAAAAGCUACUAGAGGUCCUUUCAACCAAUCACCCGGUCUAUUUGUUGUUUUCGGUCCAUGGAUACCAUUCCUUUAGUGGGAUAGCUCAGUUGCUCUCUGGAUUCCAAAAUAACUUGAGCAGUGACCAAAUCCUCUUCAAUUUGCAGUUCACAUUCGUUAAAGAGAUGAGCUUGAAUUAUUUUCAAUCUUUAGCCAUCUCUGCUCACCAACACCAAAGUGUUAUCAAUUGCGCCGAUGGUCAGGAAAUCUCCGUAUUAACAGCAUCCACCAUAGUUGAAAUUUUUAAGACUGUUCAUUCAGGACAAAGUUUCUUGACUAAUAACUAA